Molecule: messenger RNA, 977 nt
Organism: Durio zibethinus
Lineage: Eukaryota; Viridiplantae; Streptophyta; Magnoliopsida; Malvales; Malvaceae
Product: ethylene-responsive transcription factor TINY-like
Biological process (GO): regulation of DNA-templated transcription
Molecular function (GO): DNA-binding transcription factor activity; DNA binding
Source: RefSeq, a predicted model, not a curated record
AUGACUGAGGAGCAAAAUUCAGAGACAGAGAGCAGCUCCAAUUCAUUCUCUUCUCCUCCGACAUCACCCUUAUCUCCAGGGUCAACUCAUUCACCUCCAAACUCAGCCCCUAGCUCAACGACCGCUUUAAACGGAAAACCUGAAACCACCUCAGGUAAAAAGAUCAAAAGAAUGAGGGAUUCAAGCAAGCACCUAGUUUACCGUGGCGUCCGAAUGCGAAACUGGGGCAAAUGGGUGUCCGAAAUCCGCGAGCCACGCAAAAAAUCCCGCAUUUGGCUCGGCACUUUCCCUACCCCUGAAAUGGCAGCUCGUGCACACGACGUUGCCGCUUUAAGCAUCAAAGGCAACUCAGCUAUUCUCAACUUCCCUGAACUCGCUAACUGUUUACCUCGACCCGUGUCUUUAGCACCUCGUGACGUCCAAGCUGCGGCAGCCAAAGCUGCCCAAAUGGACAAGUUUGACUCUCCAUCAUCUUCGACAACAUCAACUAAUUCUACAUUGUCAUCGUCGUCAUCACUGUCGUCUUUGGUUUCUCAGAUGGACUUGUCUUCAGGGUCAGACGAGUUAAGUGAGAUAGUGGAGCUGCCAAGUCUUGGGACAAAUUAUGACUCGGUUGAGUUGAAGAAUGAGUUUAUGUUUGCGGACUCAGUGGAUGGAUGGUUUUAUCCUCCACCGUGGCUUCAAAGCAUGGAAGAUUAUGAGUAUGUUUGUGAUCAGUUAGUAGUGCCAGAGAGCGUUUUACUGAAUGACUUCGAAGAAGGUUUGCUAUGGGAUUAUUAGAGUUUUCAUUUCCUUUUUGUGUUUGUGAACGUGAGUGUGUAUCGUUUUUUUUUUUUUUUUUUUCUUUCUGGUUUUAAGCCCUAUUGCUUUUUCUUUGAAGGGCUGAAACGCUGUCUUUUUUUCUUUCUUUCCCUCUGUUUAUGUCAUCUCUUUCAAUGAAUGCCACUUUACAGUGUUUAGAAUGGGAAGAAGAGGAA